AUCCACCCCAAAACAAAUCAUUUAGCUGCGUCCUCUAACUUUCCUUAAAGCACUGCCGUCUAGAUUGCGGAGGGAUUACAGAUUAGGAUCUGGGACAGCGGAGAGCAGUUGCAUAAUUAACUCCGAGGCGAGGAAUUGAGUUAUUCCUCCGGUUUUAAGUGGCACAACGUGGGCGGCGCGUCGAGGAGUCGAUGCUGAACCAGCGGCUCCGCGCGGGACUCUCACGCUGGAUGUGAAGCCGGAGUGGGGGGAGAGGAGGAGGGGGAGAGGAGGAGAGGAGGAGGGGGGGGGGGGGGGAGGAGGAGGAGGAGGAACACGACGGUGUAACCUGCGGAGGGAAAGCGUGCCAGCAAAGGGAGGUUUUUUUUUGGUCCGGGGCCAGCCGUGGAGCGGAUGCGGUACAGUCCGUCUGAUGGUGCGCGCGUCUCUCCAAAAGGUGGAUUCGGUUUCCAGUCCGCGUAACACAAACUGACGCAGCGACUUCAUUUGAGGAGAAAAAGCCGAAGUGAACGGAGGACACCUGAAGGGAUCCUCCUCACUGGACUGGAUCUAGUCUCUCUGGCCACGCGCCUGUUUCUCUGUUGGCGUUGAAGCAGCAUCUUCUGCUUUUAUUGUUUUUAUUGGACACCAUCAAGAAACGGUGCGACUUUUUUUUUUUUUUUUUUGCACAAUUAAACCGAAGAGGGAGAGUCUCGGUGGAUACAACGGAGUCACCAGAAGACAUUUAUUGACGCAUGUGGACACUAUGUGAACAAUAAACGGGUGGAAAUGCGUCGCAAAUGCUUCGGUCUGCUCGAGGUGUGCGCCAUCAUGAGCCUCCUGCCUUCAGGCUCUCUCGCAGACCUGACGUGUGAAGCUCUGCUCGUGCUGUCGGGAAAUGUCUCCUUACAGUCGCUGGCCUCCACCUGGAACCAAACCCUGAGCAACGCCACAGGUCAGUGGAGCGGCUCGGGACUCUACUGCGACACCUCCGUCGAUGGCAUCGGCACCUGCUGGCCCAGGAGCGGCGCGGGCCAGAUGGUGUCACGACCCUGUCCGGAGAUGUUCUACGGCGUCAGAUACAACACCACCAAUAACGUUUAUAGGGACUGUCUCGUGAACGGGACGUGGGCGCUGAAGGGGAACUACUCCAUGUGUAAAGCCAUACUUCACGAGGAGAAAAAAGGCAAGAUGCACUACCAGAUAGCCGUCAUCAUAAGCUUCCUGGGCCACUGCAUCUCCAUGGUGGCGCUGCUCGUCGCCUUCGUCCUCUUCUUGUGUUUGAGGAGCAUCCGCUGCCUGAGAAACAUCAUCCACUGGAACCUCAUCACCGCCUUCAUCCUGAGGAACGCCACCUGGUUCAUCGUCCAAAUGACCAUGAGCCCUGAGGUGCACGAAAGUAACGUGGUUUGGUGCCGCCUCGUCACCGCCUCCUACAACUAUUUCCACUCCACCAACUUCUUCUGGAUGUUUGGCGAGGGCUGCUACCUCCACACGGCCAUCGUCCUCACCUACUCCACCGACAAGCUGCGCAAGUGGAUGUUCAUCUGCAUCGGCUGGUGUAUACCAUUCCCUAUUAUUGUGGCAUGGGCGAUUGGGAAGCUGUACUACGACAAUGAGAAGUGCUGGUUUGGGAAGCGAGCUGGCGUUUACACCGACUACAUCUACCAAGGUCCCAUGAUUCUUGUCUUAGUGAUCAAUUUCAUUUUCCUCUUCAACAUCGUGAGAAUCCUGAUGACCAAACUGAGAGCUUCUACCACAUCGGAGACGAUGCAGUACAGGAAAGCUGUGAAGGCCACUCUGGUUCUCCUUCCUCUCCUGGGAAUAACCUACAUGCUCUUCUUCGUCAACCCGGGGGAAGACGAGAUCUCUCAAAUCGUCUUCAUAUAUUUCAACUCUUUUUUGGAGUCCUUCCAGGGCUUCUUUGUGUCCGUGUUUUACUGCUUCCUAAACAGCGAGGUGCGGUCGGCCACGAGGAAGCGGUUCCACCGCUGGCAGGAGCAGCACUCCAUCCGGGCCCGGAUGACCCAGGCCAUGUCCAUCCCCACCUCACCUUCACGGGUCAGCUUUCACAGCAUCAAGCAGUCCACGUCGCUAUGAGAGACCGUCGUCCUCAUCGCUUUUUCUGCCACAUCACUGGAGUACACUGAAACACUUUGUCUCCUGGACCUCAGGAGGGACAUUACGCAGAGUUGAAAAAUGGACGAGGACGGAGAUAAAGGACACUGCAGACUUUAUGAAGCGAGAGGUCAGUGGAUCAACAGAUGCACCGAGCUGAGGGACUCUGAAUCUGGGUCUGAAUGUACAGCACUCCGUGUUCUUUAAUGUUGGCCUGCCAUAGGUACUUACAUCAGUGAGAACCCGUGUCGCUGGACUGCACUGAACUGGAUUCCGCCCCCAGCGCACACUGGACUCAAACGCAGCGAAUAACUUAUUAAAAUGAAGGUUUAAGUUUUGUUUUUGUUUUUUUAAGUGUUCUGGAUAUAGUGUUUGUUAAUUUGAUGUUGUGCUAUCGUCCUCUGUUCUCAGCCAGCUUUGGCGCAGUCGUGCUACUUUCAUCAACUUUCCAGAAUGUUUUAAACACAGUCCAUAAUGUUUCUACUUGAAGAGUUUUAUUCAGAAAAUAUAUGUCAACUGUGAAUUAAAGUCAAAGUCCAGCACAUGAGUGGGUUAGUAGUGAAGUCUAAAGGCAGAUGAGAUGGGUCCAUACCGCUGUCAGAUGUUAAGAAUCGAGCCAGAGCCAGGAGGCAAUUAGCUUAGCUUAGCAUAAAGACUGGAAGCAGGGGGGACAGUUAGCCUUCCUUUCUCCAGUGUCCAGAAAUCAGUGGUGGAAAGUAACGCAAGUACAAAUUUGAGUUACUUGAGAAUUAUCUUUUCAUGCUACUUUCUACUUGUUAGAUAGCUUUAGUUACUUUACAGAUGUUUACAUACAAACAUGCAAAGAGCUCAUGAAUAUGAUGUUUUAUUAUGUAUUAAACUACCCAAUAAUGUAUACAAGUACAGCUGAAACGAUUAGUUUAUUAACCAAUGAGUCAAUUGAAAAAAAAAAGAUUUCUUGACAGACAAUCAAAAGGUGUUUUGAGGAAAUGUGACUCACUGCAACUAGAGAGGUUCUUGAGCAUACAGCCAGAACUGGUCUCCCAAAAUAUGAUGAAGUUCACUGCAGCGGAAUGACAGAUUAGCCGCGGACAGACCGAGAGAUGCACACACACAACCAUUAUCUCAUUAUCUCCUGGAGGAAUCUAUUAAUAUAGUGUAUCAAUUAUAUAACAGUCACACGGGACAUGUUACAUUAUACUUUUACUACAUUCUCCUGAUUAUACUUGCAUACUUUUACUGGAGUAACAUUUAAAGCAGGAUUUGUACUUGUUACAAAGUAUUUUUAAAGCGUUUUUCUUCGAUGUUUAUUGUUUUCGGAACAAAACUCUUCAGCUGAAUUUAGAGACUUACUAUUGUUGCAUCUCCACCAGCAAAGAUACAGAGAACCAUUAGAGAGUUCAUUAAACCAGGUCGGAGGUCAGUCUUGUAUCUUAUCAGGUGACUUUCUGUGUUGUUGACUUGAAGCAUGACAUGUGAGCGGGCUACGCAGUAACUCUCUUUUACUGAUUUAUUGUAAAUAUACAUAUAAAUAUAUAAGCAGGGGGAGUUAAAGUCAGAAAUAUGAACCAAAAAACACAAACCACACACUGUGAAUCACAUCAAUCCAUGUGAUCAGCAAUUCACAGUCCACAUUCCUACUAAACCAGUUUGCCUAGCAGCACCUGUGCAUUCUAUCAACUGCUCUUUAUGUCAAAUUGUAGAUGAACCUCAUCUGUGUGUCGCCCUGAAAUAAUUUAAUUUUUCAUCCCUUUCAAGUGAUGUGUGUACGAUGGCGUGGUUGGGCUAUUGUAGUUUAAGAAAUGAUGAUUACAGAGCUGCAGGAGAGGCUUAAUAUUCAGAGAAAAAUACUCUAAUAAAGUUGUAAAUUGAAACUUGGAUAUUCUCUGAGCGAAUUUAAGAGGAAAAAUAAUUAUAAAUAUUCUCAGAGAUUUAAAAACAUACAUUUGCAAAAUAAAAGCUAAGAAGCUCUCUGAGAUUUUACAAGAAAAGUUUACAAAAUUCAUGAGAAUAUUCUCUUUGAUUAAAGUCACAAAUUCAGAAAACGUCAAGAUGACGGGAUUUCACAUCUACUGUGAUGUGUCUUAGUCUAAUGUUGAUCAUCUGAGCAGUCUGAGCUGCUUCAGGACUGAUUGGAGGUAAAAUAACGUGCAAGAUCUGUUCAAAGGUUUGUAAUCAACUGUUAUUUUAAUCUUUUUCUUCCUCUUUUUGUUCUAACAGAGACAAAAACUGUAUAAUCCAGACACCAAAUGUAUCAUUUAUAUUUGCAUUCCCAGUUCCGGGAGCCUGGAUCAUGAUUGAACUCUAAUACUGAGAGUCUCUCUGAUUGAGGAGCUUUAACUGUGAUUUAUUCAGAUAUUCAGAUCCUGCCAACGCUCGACUAACCUUCUAUUUCUAUUGAAGAGCUUUGCCAAAGGAACACGUGGCCGUUGUAUGGUGUGUUGAAGGCUGCUUUAUUGUGAAACACAAAAUCAUUUUCUUAUUCAAAAUAUUGUCUCUUUUAGUCGUCAGUCUGGUUGAAGCCUUGUACAGCUUUUUGAUUCCAUGCACUAAACUAAAUAACUAUUUGUAAAGAGCACUUUUCUACAAAAGCAUCAAAGAACAUCUGAAUGGACACAGUCAAGGUUUCUAUGGCAGCAGAUUACAAACUUUUGAACGUUAUAUGUGCUCAAGUCAAAGAAAAGAUCAUGAAGAAACUGAAAAGUCAGCGUUAAACAGCAGGACGAUCGGGACCUGUUGUCAUUCCAGUAAAAAGCAUUCGGUCCUCGUCACAGUCGUGUGGUGGUCAAAACUAAAUCAUAAUGUAACUCACAAAUAUUAUUUAUUAUUUAUUUUCAAUAUUGUUAUUUUCAUAAUUGAAAAGAUGUGAAGAGAUAAUAAACGAUGUGUUGCAUUCAACUGAAUGAAAAAUUCAA
Molecule: messenger RNA, 4991 nt
Organism: Anarrhichthys ocellatus (wolf-eel)
Lineage: Eukaryota; Metazoa; Chordata; Actinopteri; Perciformes; Anarhichadidae
Gene: crhr1
Product: corticotropin releasing hormone receptor 1
Exons: 14
Coding region: 769-2079 (436 amino acids)
Biological process (GO): cell surface receptor signaling pathway; adenylate cyclase-activating G protein-coupled receptor signaling pathway
Cellular component (GO): plasma membrane; neuron projection
Molecular function (GO): corticotropin-releasing hormone receptor activity; corticotrophin-releasing factor receptor activity; G protein-coupled peptide receptor activity
Source: RefSeq, a predicted model, not a curated record